This is a messenger RNA of Uloborus diversus, 4938 nucleotides long. RefSeq lists its product as uncharacterized. The transcript has 7 exons. NCBI's taxonomy places the organism in Eukaryota, Metazoa, Arthropoda, Arachnida, Araneae, Uloboridae. The coding region runs from base 110 to 1270 and encodes 386 amino acids. The record is from RefSeq and is a predicted model, not a curated record.
AAACAAUCGGCGAGGAUUCGAUUAAGCGGAUGUCAUGUAAUUAAAUUAAUAGAAUCGCUAAAAUUCCGCUUAAAUAUAUCUUACAAAAUCACUUUAUUUAUGAUUUCAAAUGAUGCUUCUUUCUGUGUGGACAAUUCUAGUUCUCUUGGCUCUAGCUUCUUUUCUAGGUAAUAUUUUUGCUGAACCUGAAAUUUGUAAUCCUAUUGAGUGCUUUGCUGAACUUAAUGCAAUUUUUCAAUCAAGUUUGGACAAGAAUUCAUGCCAGAAAAUCACGAAAAUACAGCACUGUGUUGAACUCUGUUUCUUAGAAGCAAUAUCAGAUACUCUUAAAAAAGGACUUGAAUUAAUUAGACUAGAAGUAUGUGAAGGAUUUGAUGGUGAAAAGCUUUCAAAUAAAUGUGUCAACAAGCAUAAAUUUCUACUUUUCUCAUGCUUGUAUAAGAGUUUGAAUUUGGAAGCAAAGAAUUCCUCUGUGGACCAAGAACAAGUAUUCUGCAGGAGAGGAAUAGAAGGGCAUUUUUGUGACCGGCAGAGUCUAGUUCCCUGUACACUGCAUACAAGUUAUAUCGCUGAAAAAAUUCUAGAUAAAUUAUUUCGACCAAUGAUUGAUGAUCAUUGUAAAUUUGUUUCUAAUGAAGUAUGGAACUUAGAGAUGAAACCAUCUGUCAAUUUUGUUGAUUAUGAAGAUUUAGCUGUAUGCCUGGAUAGAAAUAAUGAAGCUGUUACAUCUUGUUUACAAGGGAAAUGGAGCAUAAAAAAUGCAGUGUCUAGUUCAGCAACAAUUAAUAAACAAUGCAAGGCUUUUGAUUCAUUUACUACAUGUAUCCAUAAUAUGAUCCAUAAAAACUGUCAAAGUGAGGAGGCACUGUUUACAAACAUUGAACAGUCCUUGUAUCCACGUUUUUUCCCUCUCUGUUUUAAACAGAAAAGUGAAUUUCAAGAUGAUCAUAUCCAAAGCUUUUCAAAGAAUAAAAGGGUCCAAAUUUCAUCCUCAACUGAAACAACAGUUUCAGAUGACACUGUGUCAGAAGUUCCUAGAAAGGACCUUCUAAGAAAGGAAAACCAAUAUCCUACUUUGAGUGCUGAAAUUCCAAGUCCAAGUAACAAUGCUUCAGAAGUAGUAGUUGUUCAUCAACACAUUGUGAUCAGUGUUGUAGAGCACCAUCAUAGUGAUGGAUCAAGCGUGAUUAUGUCUUCAAGAAUUCUAACUUUUUUCGUGUUGGUUCUUGCUUUGAAAGCAAAAAACGUUUUUAUGAUUGAAAUACAUUAGACCCUCGUUUUACGUGGUUUUGAUUAUAAGCGGCUCAAGAUUUGACACAUUUAUUUUAUUUUACGUGAAUGAGUUUCGGUUUUACGCGGAUGCAGCAAUGCACACAGAUAAAAUUUUCUGCCUUUCAAAGUCCAAAAUCCUGAGAUUGCAGAUUACGCAUAAUAAACAGCAUUUUGGGGUGCUAAUAAUCAAGUUUGGACCACCAGAGAUGUUUUAUAAGAUUGGUCAUAUAAGCUUCCAGAGCUCUUUCCAGAAGUAAAGUUAUUAAACUCACGCAGUUCAGAACUCACUGCUGCAGAAGAGUUUUUAGGAGUGACAAAGGAUGGCAAAACCAACGAGGAUACCGACAUUGAUGAGACACAACCAAAAAUGUUCACGUUGAAAAUUUUGAGUCUUCCUUGACAAUAGCAAAUAAUUUUCCUGAUUUGUUAGUGGAGGAAGAUUUUAUCAUGGAUAUGACAUAAGUGGUCAUGGAUGCGUAAGUGCUUUGCAAAGUUUUACAGAGAAAAAUUCUUAAUGGCUCCCAAAAGACUAUCAUAACCCGCUCUUUUUUAUAAACACUAAAUUAGUUUGUGUGUCUAUAUAUCGAUAUAAGUACACAUUAAACUUAUUAUAAAAUUAGUUAUUACUAGAAUGAAAUAUUUUUUUUAAUCUACAGAACCUAACCCCUAUUUUAACACUGCUAUUAAGUCUUAAUUUACGCGGUUUUGAUUUACUUGGCAUUUCCGUGGAAUGUAACCCCCUUGUAAAACGAAGGAUCCACUGUAUUUCAGUUUCACAUUUAUUACAAUGGUUGAUAGCUUUAGUUUGAAAUGAUGAGUUUGUGUAACACUCUGUUCAGUACAUGUGAAAUUAGUUGUGAUUUUUAUAACAAAGAUCUUUAUUUUGAGGAUUAUAGGUUUGUGCCUUUGGGAAUCAGUUUAGUUCUUUUAUUCAUUUCUUAGAAUUGAUACAAAACAGACAUUAAAAUGCUGAAACUAUUUCAAAGCAAAUGAAUCAAUUUUUCAUAUCAGAAAAUAUUUUUGAAAUAUUGUAUCACGUAUUUUUAAAAGUCUGGUUCCGUAGUUCCACAGACUUUCAUAUUUCGGGUUAGAGGAUGAUUUUCCGAUAACAGCUAGAACUGGAUUAAAUGCUAAUCCACAAUUAACAAUUUAGAGUGGCCUCUAAAAUGUGAUAUUUAACCUAGUAAUUCUAUCUCAUUUUAGUCCUUUCGUUUUGCAUUUCUUAGCAUAUUUAGUGUUUUACGUUUUUAAAUAUCUGUUUCAUUAAUUCUUUGUUGUGAAAAAAAAAAAAGAAAAGAUAUUUUGUAGGUAGUUUAGAAAGAAAAAAAUUCUUUGGAAAUUUUUUUUUUUUUUUUAAUUUUAUUCGUUUUUUUGAAAACAAAUCAUUUUUAGGCAUAUCAGACAAAAAUGUGACAUGAAUGUUGUAUAAGUUAUUCAUGUUGUAAUGAUUUUUAAUUUACUAAACACAUUCCACCUUGUCAUGUUUUUGUGUAAUUCAGCUUUAAUAAUAAACUUGCCUAAAAAGAUUUUUUUUUUUUUGAGCACUGAAUCAAAUACCUGAUUUGCAGUUUAUCUGCUUGAGGUCUUCAUCAAGUGCACAGAUAUUUUUGCAUGAACAAAAUUAUUUUUGCAAAUGUAUUUCAUCAAGCCUCUUUAGAAAAUUGCAAGAUCUUAAAACAAAAAUUGAAUGCAAGCUAACCAGCUUACAUGGAAAUCCUUUUACUUUAAAGAUAAUUGAAAAAUUGUGAGGAAUUUUGAAAUUUACAGCCAACUCGUGAUAACUCAAAGCCUUAUAACUUGAAUAUUCCUUUAUCUCGAAUUUUUUGUUGUGUACCAAGCUCUUGAGAAGGCUGUGGGAGCUUUCCAUAACUCGGAAUUACCAAUAAUUUGAAGGUUUUCACCAGUCCCUUGAGACUUUAAGUUAUAUGAAUGGUUAAAAAGAGAUGGAAAGGGUGGUAAAACUGUGUAUUAAAUAUUUUAAACUGUCUUAAAAUUUCUGUUAUGCAUUUUUCAAGUUUGAAACUAACUUUAAAAAUUGUACUAACUUAUUUAGUUUCCCAUUUUUGUCUUAUAGUAAUAUCAAUUCUAAGUUAAAAUCAUAACAUUUCUUUUGGUCCUCCAAUGAUUUUUUAGUUUUUUCUUCUUCAAGAGUAUUUUACUGGUGAAGUUUUUCUUUUUUUUUCCCUCUGUGUGACCUGAAUAAUAUUUGAUGCCAUAUUUACAAUGGAGAUCUGAAAAUAUUUUCCGGACUGUUUAAGGUAACAACUAUACUAACUGUGAUAAAUACAUUUUCUAUGUUUCAUUUAUUUAACUGUAUUUUUGUGUGAAUGUCUGCACAUUUCCAUACUGUUAUUGUUAGAAAAGCACCAGAAUUAGUAGUUUGGAAAGUGCACUAUUGUAUCCUCUAUUUUACAUCUACUUUGUGGAAUUUUUUUUUUCUUAUUUUUAAAAUUUUAAGGUUCUAAGUGUAUGAUCAAUUUAAAGAAUUAAAAAUAUUCAAAUACAAUCAAACCCUGUUAACGCAAACUCGCUUAACAUAAAAUUUUGCUUAGCGCGAAGUAAAUGCCAAUCCCCGUCAGAUAAAGCUACAAAAUAGUGUUAAAUUGAUCGCUUAACGAGAAGAAGAUUUAGACGAAUUCCCACAUAAGACAAAGAAAGUUUUAAGGUUUUGAAAAAAAAAAAAAAAACGGGGAAGAAAAAAUUAAAACCAUAUCCUUCUACAUGAAAUUACUUUCGACAGUUGAAAGAUCUACACUUGAACGCAAGCGACAUGGAUGGCAGCGUGAAAAUUUCUCUCCUUGUUGUAGGUGAUCUUGUGUUGUGAAAAUCUUGUUGCUUCGAGGAAAAACAAACUUUAGCUGUAGACUAUGCUUACAGUAAAAAAAGCUUGGAUGUGAUAACUUACGAUGUUUAAACGAAAAGCCGAAGGGCUAAAUUUCGUAAGUCAGUCAACAAUGUUACAUGCUUAUACAAGCAGAGAUAAUAUCACACAGUGGAAGGUGCAGAAUCAAAUAUUAAUGUGAAGAAAUGAACAUUGGAAACUUGUUAAAAUCUUACCAAGAAUUUAUUGGUCAAUAGUAACUAAAAUAAAUAUAACUAACAAAAAUAAGUUCUUAAGAAUAAAACCCGGCCAUAAGUGGAGGCGGAGUUCGCAACUCCCCAACACCUAUCGGACCUAACUCACAAGAGGCUGACGAACACAAAAGAAAAGAGAGAGAACGAUUGGAAUCGUUCACUAUUUAUACUUGCCUCAUUUGCAUAUGAUUGGGCAUCAAAGGACGCCAACCUAAAACUGAAACUUUACACGAGCCGAAAGAGUUGAGAAGUUAAUCUAAUUUGAAUAAAGUUAAUUUUAUAUUACAUUACAUUAGGAAUGAGAACGCGGAUAAAUAUCGUUUACCGAUGUCUAUCAUAUCCCCCCUUCUCAUUCAGUAAUGUUAUUAAACUUUAAAUUUUUAUACAAUUUUAAUAGAUUCAAAAAUAACCCAAAAAAAUCCACAAAGGGCCAGGCUUAAUCUUUUACAAAAAUUUAACAAUUCAACAAUAAACAAAUAUGGAUAUAUAUCCAUCAUAAUACAUCAUCCAUCAGCAGCUGCAGCUCAAUACAUCACCGCUUAUUUGAUUGAAGUCCUUUCUCAAAAAAGUUCUUCUUGCCUAUUGAUGAUC